Messenger RNA from Dovyalis caffra, 555 nucleotides. The record is from the annotation of a GenBank genome assembly. Lineage: Eukaryota; Viridiplantae; Streptophyta; Magnoliopsida; Malpighiales; Salicaceae.
AUGCCGUUUGGAGAUUCAUACCAUCACCAUGAAAUGAAUUCAACUUUUAAAGAGGGUGUCAAAAAAGUUGCUACUAGAUAUGAUAAGGGCCUGAGACACAAUAGUUAUGGAACAGGUCCAUCUUGUAGGGUUGAGCUGAUCACCAUUGGCCGACCUCGUUUACCAUGCAUGGGUGCCAAUUUUUCAGGUUCGGUUUACUACUAUGGCCAUGCUUCUACAUAUAAUGCUCCAUGGAAGGACCACAGUGUUUCAUUACUCCAAAUUAAGGCCGAAGGAGAUGGAUAUAAAAGUCAGAAGGCCUUGGUUGAGGCUCAUGGCGAGGUUAAUUACUCCAUUGCCAUCCUUGAAAGAAUACAAAAAAACAAUCAAGAGCAAGAAACAUCAAAGAUCGCAGAAGAGAUCAACAGAAUUUCAAUCGGAUGUGGGGCCUUCCUUGUUUGUCAUGGGGACCACCCCACAGGAGCACUGCAGAAACAGUUUCCUAGCUGGGUCGAACCUAGCCGAGCCGAGCCUAACGGAGCUGAAACGAUCAUUGCUGCUGGCCUGCAGGAAUAA